AUGGCCUGGACCAAGUACCAGCUGUUCCUGGCCGGGCUCAUGCUCGUCACCGGCUCCAUCAACACGCUCUCGGCCAAGUGGGCUGACAACUUCGUGGCCCAGGGCUGUGGAGGAAGCAAGGAGCACAGCUUCCAGCACCCCUUCCUCCAGGCGGUGGGCAUGUUCCUGGGGGAGUUCUCCUGCUUGGCUGCCUUCUACCUGCUCCGGUGCAGAGCCGCGAGGUACUCAGAUGCCAGCAUGGAUCCCCAGCAGCCCUUCAACCCCCUUCUUUUCCUGGCCCCAGCCCUUUGCGACAUGACCGGGACCAGCAUCAUGUAUGUGGCCCUGAACAUGACCAGCGCCUCCAGCUUCCAGAUGCUGCGGGGAGCAGUGAUCAUAUUCACAGGCCUGUUCUCAGUGGCCUUCCUGGGGCGGAGGCUGGUGCUGAGCCAGUGGCUGGGCAUCCUCGCCACCAUCGCGGGGCUGGUGGUCGUGGGCCUGGCCGACCUCCUGAGCAAGCACGACGAUCAGCACAAGCUCAGCGAAGUGAUCACAGGGGACCUGCUGAUCAUCAUGGCCCAGAUCAUCGUCUCCAUCCAGAUGGUGCUCGAGGAGAAGUUCGUCUACAAGCACAAUGUGCACCCUCUGCGGGCAGUUGGCACGGAGGGCCUCUUUGGCUUCGUGAUCCUGUCCCUGCUGCUGGUGCCCAUGUACUACAUCCCUGCCGGCUCCUUUAGCGGAAACCCUCGAGGGAUGCUGGAGGACGCCCUGGACGCCUUCUGCCAGGUGGGCCGGCAGCCGCUCAUCGCCCUGGCGCUGCUGGGCAACAUCAGCAGCAUCGCCUUCUUCAACUUUGCGGGCAUCAGCGUCACCAAGGAGAUGAGUGCCACCACCCGCAUGGUGCUGGACAGCCUGCGGACCGUCGUCAUCUGGGCAGUGAGCCUGGCGCUGGGCUGGGAGGCCUUCCACCCGCUGCAGAUCCUCGGCUUCCUCAUCCUCCUGAUGGGCACUGCCCUCUACAAUGGGCUGCACCGCCCGCUGCUGGCCCGCCUGUCCCGCAGCCAGUCCCCAGCAGAGGAGGGCGAGCGGGAGCGCCUGCUGGAUCCCUCUCGGACUCUCAUCAACGAUGCCAGCUGAGCUCCUGCGGGCCUGGUGCCACCUGGAUGCACCUUGUUCACCCUGAGGCUGAGGCCGCACAGGCUUGUGAGCCUCAAGCUCCCUGUCCCCAAGGCCUCGCCCUGUCCCUCCCCACAGUCUCCCAGGACAGGCCCCCAGGCCACAGAAGACCACAGGACACCCAGGUCCUCCUUUGUCACCACGUCCUCCAGGCCUGAAUGCAGUGACCACGCCAAGCUCACCCAGGCCCCCAGAGCAGCACUGACACGAAACCACGCAGUGGAAUUGCAGGACUAACACCCCGAGGGUUUUCUCAUCAAGCUAAAAUUACUCUCCAGAGAAGAGAGGUCAGUGAGCAAAUUCAAAGCAGAACAAAGUGCCCCGUUUUUUGUUGUUGUUGUUUUUUGUUUUUGUUUUUUAAAUUAAAUCUUUAUUGUUCAGAU
Molecule: messenger RNA, 1538 nt
Organism: Myotis myotis
Lineage: Eukaryota; Metazoa; Chordata; Mammalia; Chiroptera; Vespertilionidae
Gene: SLC35F6
Product: solute carrier family 35 member F6
Exons: 6
Coding region: 1-1116 (371 amino acids)
Biological process (GO): transmembrane transport
Cellular component (GO): membrane; intracellular membrane-bounded organelle
Molecular function (GO): transmembrane transporter activity
Source: RefSeq, a predicted model, not a curated record